AUGGAAGAAAGUGAUGAGCCUGAACAGCCUAUCUCAUUAGGGAGGCAGGAAUUUAGAAGGAGAAGACGACCCAGCCAACCGCUGGUAGACAAGUCCCAGCAAACUGAUGCACCAGAAAAAAAGAAACCCAUGGCUGUAGCACAACCUCCUGUCCCCAAAGCUACCCAGAGUAUUGGUAAUAUUUCUGGAAGCAAAGACAACUACUCGGCAAAAGAAUAUGAGUCUCUUAGACUGUCUUCUCAACUUCAACAAACUUGGAUGAAGAGAAAGCGAGGCAUGGAGAUGACCGAUAAGUCUCUGCAGACAGAGGCUUCUGUGGAAGAAAAAGCGAAAGCCACACUCUCUGAUAAAACACUUACCCUUGAAGAAACCCCAGCUGGUGUUGGAGAAACAGCUCCUGAAUUGCCACAGUGUGUUCCAGAAGUAGAGAUUCCAACAAGCAGACCCACAGCUCGGUUAAUAGACAGAUCUCAGCAGACCAGCUGUACUGGUGACUUUAGUGUGAUGUACAUUUGCCCAAAAGAAACAGUGGACAAAGAACAACAGACAUACUUCAGUGAAUUAGAAAUUACCAUCAUGAAUAUGCCAGGUAGUUCCCUGCUUAAGCCAAAGGAGGAAACAAUACCUGCUACACAAGAGGGUUCCUCAUUUGAAGUAGAUGGUUCUCUUGAAUUAGAGGUACUGUCAGGUGAAAACAUCCCUGAUGCCAUGAUGCCUUUCACUGGAGGGGCAUUUUCUGGAGAAAUCCAGGCUCUAACAGCUGAUGAGCUUCCUUCUGAAGCCCAUGGUGACAUUAGUCAUCUGUCAGUGCAAGGGGCCCUUUCAUAUGAGCCUUAUGAUCGAGAGUAUCUCCAAAAAGUUGAGGUGGAAAAUGAAGAACAACCUAUUGAAAUUGUGGUUCCAUUCACAGAAGUGUUUGUGAAGAUCCAAAAUGUAGCAGGCGAAGAAGAAUCUGCUACUGUUGAAGAGUCCACUGACGGAGGUCAACCUCUACCAUCUGAGGGGGCUUUUAAAGAAGUUCAGCCACCAUUAGAUAAGCACACAUUAGAAGCAGUCUCAGCAGAAAUUGCUGUGGUACUAGCUGAGGAAUUUCCUAUAGAAGGUGUCUUUGAAGGAGGUCAGCGUCCAUCAGCAGAGGAUGCUCCUGAAGAAGUAGCACCUGCAAGAUUUCUGCCUCCACCAGCUGAGGAGGCCCCUGCAGAAGCUUCACCUGCUCCAGCUGAGGAGGCCCCUACAGAAGCUCCACCUGCUGAGGAGGCCCCUGCAGAAGCUCCACCUGCUCCAGCUGAGGAGGCCCCUGCAGAAGCUUCACCUGCUCCAGCUGAGGAGACCCCUGCAGAAGCUCCACCUGCUGAGGAGGCCCCAGCUGAACAUCCACUUGCACCAGCUGAGGAGGCCCCUGCCGAAGCUCCUCCUGCUCCAGCUGAGGAGGCCCCUGUAGAAAUUUCACCUCCACCAGCUGAGGAGGCCCCUGAGGAAGCUCCACCUGCUCCAGCUGAGGAGGCCCCUGCAGAAAUUCCACCUCCACCAGCUGAGGAGGCCCCUGCAGAAGCUCCACCUGUACCAGCUGAGGAGGCCCCUGCAGAAGCUUCACCUGCUCCAGCUGAGGAGACCCCUGCAGAAGCUCCACCUGCUGAGGAGGCCUCUACAGAAGCUCCACUUGCACCUGCAGAGGAGGCCCCUGCAGAAGCUCCACCUGUACCAGCUGAAGGGGUCCCUGCAGAAGGUCCACCUGCUCCAGCUGAGGAGGCCCCUGUAGAAAUUUCACCUCCACCAGCUGAGGAGGCCCCUGAAGAAGUCCCACCUGGACCAGCUGAGGAGGCCCCUGCAGAAAUUCCACCUCCACCAGCUGAGGAGGCCCCUGCAGAAGCUCCACCCACACCAGCUGAGGAGGCCCCUGCAGAAGCUCCACCUGCUCCAGAGGCCCCUGCAGAAGCUCUACCUGCACCAGCUGAGGAGGCCCCUGCAGAAGCUCCACCUGUACCAGCUGAGGAGGCCCCUGCAGAAGCUCCACCUGCACCAGCUGAGGAUGCCCCUGUAGAAGCUCCACCUGCUGAGGAGGCCCCAGCUGAAUCUCCACCUGCACCAGCAGAGGAGGCCCCUAUAGAAGCUCUACCUGCUCCAGCUGAGGAGGCCCCAUCUGAACCUCCACCUGCUCCAGCUGAGGAGGCCCCUGUAGAAGCUCCACCUGCUCCAGCUGAGGAGGCCCCCACAGAAGUUCCACCUGCUCCAGCUGAGGAGGCCCCUGCAGAAGCUCCACCUGCUCCAGCUGAGGAGGCCCCUGCAGAAGCUCCACCUGCUCCAGCUAAGGAGGCCCCUGCAGAAGCUCCACCUGCUCCAGCUGAGGAGGCCCCUGCAGAAGCUCCACAUCUAUCAGCAGAUGAUCCCCCUGCAGAAGUUGAGUUUCUACCUACUCAAGAGACUUCACUACAAGGGGCUUCUGUUGAAGUUCAACCUCUAUCAGCUGAGGAGGUCUUUAUGAAUGUGGUUCCAGUUGAAGAUGGCCCUACAGCUGAAACUGGGUCUCCUUCAUCAGAGGGGUCUCCUCCUGAAGAAACUACAAUGGAAACCCAGGUGACAUCAGUUGAGGAGAGCCCUGAAAAGACCUCUGCUGAUGUUCAGCCUCCACCACCUGAGACUCCUGCUGAAGACUCUUCUGUUGUUAAACAGCCUUCCAAAACUGAUGGGGUCCCUAUUCAAGAGUUUCCUAUGCAAGACACACCUGAUGAAGGUUCACUUGCUCCUUCUGAACAAUGCCCUGAAGAUAAGACUUUACUAAAAGAACAUCAGUUGCCCCCAGUAGCAGGUAUCACAGAGAAAGAAUUAGAUUCUUCUUCUUUGACAGGUGAUAGAAACUCUGAAGGAACAGAUCCUACUCCUGCAGAUGUGUCUAGGAGCAAGGAUGAGCCGGUUUCCACUUUCAAAAUAGCAGGUACCAUUAAAAUAGAGGUAAAGAACCCGCCCUCCUGA
Messenger RNA from Alexandromys fortis (reed vole), 2970 nucleotides. It is a transcript of the gene Fscb, whose product is annotated as fibrous sheath CABYR binding protein. NCBI's taxonomy places the organism in Eukaryota, Metazoa, Chordata, Mammalia, Rodentia, Cricetidae. The transcript has 2 exons. Gene Ontology annotation, molecular function: calcium ion binding. The record is from RefSeq and is a predicted model, not a curated record. Bases 1 to 2970 code for a protein of 989 amino acids. Gene Ontology annotation, cellular component: sperm principal piece; sperm fibrous sheath. Gene Ontology annotation, biological process: negative regulation of protein sumoylation.